Messenger RNA from Acanthosepion pharaonis, 4911 nucleotides. The record is from the annotation of a GenBank genome assembly. Lineage: Eukaryota; Metazoa; Mollusca; Cephalopoda; Sepiida; Sepiidae.
AUGCCCGGUUCUUAUGAAGCUGUACCAAUUUUGGAGAAGUUUCCUCUACAAAUCCAGAUUGGGUCCAUAGCCUGCUAUGAGGAUGUACUUUUAGUUGGAACAAAACAGGGUCACCUUUUGCAGUAUAAAAUCAGUAAAGACAAAGACAAAGCUGAGAACAAGUUUAUGGUCAAGCUAGAAGGUUCAAAUAAAUCAUUUGCAAAGAAACCAAUCACCCAGCUUUCUGCCAUCACAGAUGAAGAAUAUAUUCUGGUUAGUUUAUCUGACAAUGUAAUUAGUGUCCAUGACUUGUCAACUUUUGGAUUGCUCACGACAAUCUCCCGUACAAAAGGAGCUACACUUUUCUCUGUGGAAGUCAAGAAACUUGAAGAAGGUGAUAUAUAUCAAACACAACUCAGGUUAUGUGUGGCCGUCAAAAAGAAAAUUCAGCUGUAUUACUGGAAAAAUCGAGAAUUUCGGGAGAUGCAAGCUGAUUUAUCUCUUUAUGACACGCCUCGAGCCAUGACGUGGUGCAAUGAUUCCAUAUUUGUUGGUUUCAAGAGAGAUUAUUUUGUUAUUAAAAUAAAUGAUGGUAAACGGAAGGAACUUUUCUCUUUAGGGAGUAAACAAGGUGACCCUUUGGUUUCCAAAUUAACUGAUAGCCAGGUCAUUCUAAGCAGAGAUGAAAUGUCCAUCUUUAUGGAUGAAGAUGGUUCACCUAGCCAGAAAUAUCCACUUCAGUGGACAGACAUUCCAGUUGCAGUGGUCCAUGACCCUCCAUAUAUCAUUGCCGUUCUUCCCAAAUAUGUAGAAGUGCGGACAAUACAACCUCGUUUGCUGAUCCAGAGUAUUGAAUUAGCCAAGCCCAAAUAUAUUUGCAUUGGAAGUGGACUGGUCUAUGUUGCAUCCAAUAAUCAUUGCUGGAGGUUGACGAAAUUACCAAUUUCAGUACAAGUUAAUGAUCUUGUUCGAAUGAAAGAAUUUGAACUGGCUUUACGUCUUGUGGAGGAGAAUAUGGACACCGAAUCAGAAUCUGAAAAGCUGCAACGUAUGCAGAAGAUCAAGAACCGUCAUGCCUUACAUUUGUUUUGCCAGCACCAAUUUGAAGCAUCUAUGAAACUCUUCAUGACAUUAGACACUGAUCCUUGUCAUGUGAUUGGCCUCUUCCCUAACUUGCUGCCCUCAGAUUACCACAAAGAUCUCACCUACCCAGAAAGCAUCCCUGAAUUGGAUGGAGGAGAAUUGGAAACAGCCUUAUUAGCCCUCAUUGAUUAUCUUAACGAAAAAGGUUAUCGCAUAAAGAAUCAUUCAGGAAAUGAAAUCACAACAAGUGCCAUUGGAGACAUGAAUCGAACAAUUACGUCUAAGCAGCAAAUUGCACAGAUUAUUGAUACCACUUUGCUCAAAUGUUACAUUGAGACUAAUGAUGCCCUGGUAGCAUCCUUUCUUCGUCGAGUGGACAACCAGUGCCACAUUGAACAAAGGAUUACACUCAAAAGCUUUGGGGUUGUUAAUGAACCAAGCCACUCGACCAUCGUCCACUCUUUAUGGCCUAGAACGAAUCAUAGAAUAUCUUCAACAUUUGGCGCUGUUUCUUUUUCUUUUUUUCAAUUAUUAUUCUCUUUUCUUCUCUACUUUUCUUUUUUGGGUAUCAUGUUUUUUUUUUUUGUUUUUCAAUUUCUCUUUUUCUUUCUUUCCUUUUUUCUUUCUUUCCUUUUUUCUUUCUUUCCUUUUUUCUUUCUUUCCUUUUUUCUUUCUUUCCUUUUUUCUUUCUUUCCUUUUUUCUUUCUUUUUUUUUUUCUUUCUUUCCUUUUUUCUUUCUUUCCUUUUUUCUUUCUUUUUCUUUUUUUUUUCUUUCUCUUUUUCUCUCUCCUUUUUCUCUCUCUCCUUUUUCUCUCUCCUUUUUCUUUUUCUUUUCUUUUCUCUUUUUUUCUUUUUCUUUUCUUUUCUUUUCUUUCUUUUUUUUCUUUCUUUUUUUUUUUCUUUUUUUCUUUUCUCUUUUCUUUCUUUUCUUUUCUUUUCUUUUUUUUUUUCUUUCUUUUCUCUUUUUCUUUCUUUUCUUUUUCUUUCUUUUCUUUUUUUUUUUCUUUUCUCUUUUUUCUUUUCUUUCUUUUCUUUUCUCUUUUUCUUUCUUUCUUUUCUUUUCUCUUUCUUUCUUUCUUUUCUUUUCUUUCUUUCUUUUUCUUUCUUUCUUGUCUUAUCUCUUUUCUUUUUCUUUCUUUUCUUUUCUUUCUUUCUUUUCUCUUUUCUUUCUUUCUUUCUUUUCUUUUCUCUUUUUUUUUUCUUUCUUUUCUUUUCUCUUUUUUCUUUUUCUUUCUUUUCUCUUUUUUUCUUUCUUUCUUUUCUUUUUUUUUUUCUUUCUUUCUUUCUUUUCUCUUUUCUUUCUUUCUUUCUUUUUUUUUUCUUUCUUUUUUCUUUUUCUUUCUUUCUUUUCUUUUCUCUUUUUCUUUCUUUCUUUUCUCUUUUUCUUUCUUUCUUUCUUUUCUCUUUUUCUUUCUUUCUUUCUUUUCUUUUCUCUUUUUCUUUCUUUCUUUCUUUUCUUUUCUCUUUUUCUUUCUUUCUUUCUUUUCUUUUCUCUUUUUCUUUCUUUCUUUUCUUUUCUCUUUUUCUUUCUUUCUUUUCUUUUCUCUUUUUCUUUCUUUCUUUUCUUUUCUCUUUUUCUUUCUUUCUUUUCUUUUCUCUUUUUCUUUUCUUUUCUCUUUUUCUUUUCUUUUCUCUUUUUCUUUUCUUUUCUCUUUUUCUUUUCUUUUCUCUUUUUCUUUCUUUUCUCUUUUUCUUUCUUUUCUCUUUUUCUUUCUUUUCUUUCUUUUCUUUUUUCUCUUUCUUUUCUUUUUUCUCUUUUUCUUUCUUUCUUUUCUCUUUUUCUUUCUUUCUUUCUUUUCUUUUCUCUUUUUCUUUCUUUUCUUUUCUCUUUUUCUUUCUUUCUUUCUUUUCUCUUUUUCUUUCUCUCUCUUUUUCUUUCUUUUUUUCUCUCUUUCUUUUUUUCUCUCUUUUUCUUCCUUUCUCUUUUUCUUUCUUUGUCCAAACUAUGUAAGCGUAAUCUUUGAAUAUGCUGAAAAUGUAAUCCAUAAAGAUCCUAUUGAUGGACUUAGAAUUUUCACUGAAGAUUUACCAGAAGUGGAAUCAUUACCUCGUGAUAAAGUUCUUGAAUUUUUGGAUAAAAAUUUUGACAGUAAUGUGAAGAUUCCUUAUCUUGAACAUGUCAUAACCCAUUGGAAUGAGACCAAUACAGAUUUCCACAACAGACUUGUCAAUUUAUACAGAGAAAAAGUCCACAAACUCAGGCCAGAAUAUAUCAGUAGUCUUCCUGAAUCGGAAAUCCCCAAAAAAGCUGGUGAGGAACCUGGGGAAUUAGGCAUAUAUCGAAAGAAACUCAUUAAAUUCUUGGAAACGUCACAGAAUUACACCCCUGAAAGGUUGUUAUCGUAUUUUCCACUUGAUGAUUUUUAUGAGGAGCGGGCUAUCCUUCUCGGUCGACUUGGACGGCAUGAACAAGCAUUAGCGAUUUAUGUCCACGUUUUGGAUGACCAGCGUUCAGCAGAAGAGUAUAUAUUCACUUCUCUCCAUUUCUUGCUCUUUUUCUCUCUCUCCCCCAUUUCUCCUCUUUUUCCUCUCUCCACCCCCCCCAGGUUUCUCUCUCUUUUUCUCUCUCCCCCUCUUUCUCCCAUUUCUCUUUCUCUCUCUUUUUCUCUCUCUCUCUCUCCUGCCCCCGUUUCUCUCUCUUUUUCUCUCCACCCCCCCAUUUCUCUCUUUUCUCUCUCUCCUGCCCCGUUUCUCUUUUCUCUCUCCCCCCCCUGUUCUCUCUUUUCUCUCUCUUUUUCUCUCUUUUUCUCUCUCCCAGGUUUCUCUCUUUUUUCUCUCUCCCUGCCCCAGGUUUCUCUCUUUUUCUCUCUCCUGCCCCCUCUCUCUUUUCUCUCUCCUUUCUCUCUCUUUUCUCUCCCCCUGGUUUCUUUCUCUCUCUGCCUCUCUCCUGCCCAUUUUCUCUCUCUCCCCCCAGGUUUCUCUCUCUUUUCUCUCUCCUCCCCCAGGUUUCUCUCUCUUUUUCUCUCUCCUCCCCCAGGUUUCUCUCUCUUUUUCUCUCUCCUCCCCCAGGUUCUUUUUCUCUCCCCCCCAUUUUUUUCUCUCCUCCCCAGGUUUCUCUCUCUUUUUUCUCUCCUCCCCAGGUUUCUCUCUCUUUUUUUUUUCUCCCUCCCCCAGGUUUCUCUCUCUUUUUUCUCUCUCCCCCCAUUUCUCUCUCUUUUCUCUCCCCCCCAGGUUUCUCUCUUUUUUUUCUCCCCUCCCCAGGUUUCUCUCUUUUUUUUCUCCCUCCCCCAUUUCUCUCUCUUUUCCCAGGUUUCUCUCCUCCCCAUUUUUUUUCCCUCCCCCCCAUUUCUCUCUCUUUUUUCUCUCCCCCCCCCUGUUUCUCUCUCUUUUUUUUCCCCCUCCCCCAGGUCUCUCUUUUUUUUCUCCUCCCCAGUUUUCCCUUUCUUGCUCUUUUUCCCCCCUUCCCCAUAUUGUAUUAGCCAUUAUGAUGACGAUAAAGAAGGGAGCAAAGAUGUUUACUUGCAUCUUCUAAAGAUGUACCUCCAGCCACCUGAUCCUACAACCCUGGGUAUCAUGUCCAAACAUGUGCCUGAAGUGAAGGCUCAAAUUGAACCUGCUUUGCAUAUAUUAGACAAACAUGCUGUUAAAAUUGACACUACAAAGGCUUUGGAGCUGUUACCCCCAAGUACAAAAAUCAGUGAUAUUCUUAAUUACCUGGAAAACUUAAUAGAAAAGAAAGCUGCCCGAAGACGAAAAUGUAUGCUUCUGCGGAACAUUCUCUAUGCUGAAAAUGCUCUGUGGUUUUCCUUGUACCCCUCCUGUGACAAGCAUACUCUCCUCCUCUUUCUGCCCCUUACAAGUCUGACUCAUUCUAAUGGCCCAGGUUCGUUUGUCUGUGUGGGGAGGUAG